AUGUUGGAACCACAGGCCAUGAGAGGGCCUAUCGACCAAACCGUUGGCUACGGACACUCACGAACACGGACAUCUUCUUCAAACGCCUAUCCCAUGCAAUUUCAAACUUCUCACCUCGCCCAACCGGGCCCCAAUUUCUCCCAGAGCCGUCGUUCGCCUUCUGUGAAUACCUUCAGCACUGCCUCGAGCAUUCCUCCUCCUGCAGCCUACCGCUCUUCUUCACAGUCUGACCUUCGUCGCUCUACAUCUAGCCGCUCAGGCGGAGCCAGCAGCCAGCCCUCGAGCUAUGUUGCUCUCUUGCGCAAGCAAAAGGGCACCGUGUGGUGCGAUCGCUCUCAGUACGAGGAUCCUCGAUUGCUGGCCCAACAGCGUGCUGCGAAAAUGCGAGCAACUCUUGAGGUAGUUGGCGGAACCCGCAGCGCUUCUGGUGGCGCUGGUGGCAGAACCAGUACCGGCCUCAGCACCACAAAUAAGGUAGCCGCCAAAAUCCCCAAGAUUAGGCAUCAUGGGAAGAACCCUGUGGUUGGCUACGCUCCCGGCGAAAAUCACGUUGGUGUUGGCGGUGUGCCGAUGCGGCUGAGCGCCACUGAAGUUGAGGCUGAGAGCAGCGAGGACGAGAACAUGUCCAACGGGAAUCGCCCUCAUCACCGAAGAACGGGAAGCAGCGGACGAAGCAGCACAACUAGUAGCCGCCGAAACCUUGCCUACCGUUCAUCUGGAGGCAUGGGUAGCCAGCAUAGCCGAAGGUGGAGUCCUGGAGACACGCCUGAACGCACUGGCAGCUUGGUUGAAGCCACACCUGAAGAUGUUGCCGACGACGCCGCUAGCGGCAGGGCUCGAAGCAUGGCGAGUGGCAGCAGUGGCGAGCGCGCCGACAACGUGGGCGAGCUGAGCACCGCUCCUAGACUGGCUUCUAACUCGCUCAUGCACUCGGCGCUUACACGAGAGAAGAGCACAAAGUCAGCCGACGAGCUGAAGAGGCGCGGAAGCGUUGAUGAGCGAACAUCAACCCUUACCUCCGGCCGUCUUUUCAUUGCCAACCCUGAUUAA
This is a messenger RNA of Fusarium pseudograminearum CS3096, 1050 nucleotides long. RefSeq lists its product as uncharacterized. Lineage: Eukaryota; Fungi; Ascomycota; Sordariomycetes; Hypocreales; Nectriaceae. Bases 1 to 1050 code for a protein of 349 amino acids. The transcript has a single exon. The record is from RefSeq and is a predicted model, not a curated record.